Messenger RNA from Ostertagia ostertagi, 612 nucleotides. The record is from the annotation of a GenBank genome assembly. Lineage: Eukaryota; Metazoa; Nematoda; Chromadorea; Rhabditida; Trichostrongylidae.
GACUACCAGUAUUUUCCUCCUGCCGAUGAAGGGAAUGAUGACGAAAGCUGUGAUAGUACGUACACCGAGGGGUCUGAACUGACAGGAUGGGAACCUCGAGCUGCGAAACGACCACGGCUUUCUACCCCACGAAUGGACUCUUCGCGUCUUCUCCAAACGCUUACUCCGCCAACAUCACGUGCUGUGUCUGGUCGGCCGUAUCAGGUCGGAUACAUCCGUGGAGGUGGCAGAGGCGCUAUGCCUAGCGGGCCUUGCUUUGAAGAAAGCGUUGUACCACUCGGCGCUGAAGAAACGAUCGUCACUAGUGAUGUGAGCGGAGAAGAAUCGGCACCAACUCGGCAUCCAGUUUCAUCCAGGCAGAUGGCCGGCAAUGGAAUGUCCAAUGAUGGUCCUCCCGUUAUCCCUAGAUACGAUAAUAUUGGUGGUUCCUAUAGCGGACGCGUAGCCUCAGCUCGUGUAUUGUCACCUAUGACUACCGGUCACCCGGGUAGUUGGUUCCAACUGGCUGGAAACUGCUUGAUGGUUCGCCGUUCCGACGGCACAACUCAGUUCUACGAAGAUACUCUCAAACCUUCGGAUGAGCGCGUCUGCCAUGAUAUGUACAUUCCAGCG